Oncorhynchus masou masou (cherry salmon) is the source of this 2165-nucleotide messenger RNA. RefSeq names its product ubiquitin carboxyl-terminal hydrolase 46-like. The transcript is spliced from 4 exons. The annotation marks the transcript as partial. Gene Ontology annotation, cellular component: cytosol; nucleus. Gene Ontology annotation, molecular function: cysteine-type deubiquitinase activity. Lineage: Eukaryota; Metazoa; Chordata; Actinopteri; Salmoniformes; Salmonidae. The record is from RefSeq and is a predicted model, not a curated record. Gene Ontology annotation, biological process: protein deubiquitination.
GGACUUCAGUAACACAGAGACCCUGUGCAGUGAAUACAAAUACUACUGUGAGACAUGCUGCAGCAAGCAGGAGGCCCAGAAAAGGAUGCGUGUGAAGAAGCUGCCUGUGAUCCUGGCCCUGCACCUGAAGCGAUUUAAGUACAUGGAGCAGCUGCACCGAUACACCAAACUGUCCUAUCGUGUUGUCUUCCCUCUGGAGCUCCACCUCUUCAACACCUCUGGAGACUCUGUCAACCUCGACCGCAUGUACGACCUGGUCGCUGUGGUCGUCCACUGUGGCAGUGGACCCAACAGAGGACACUACAUCACCAUAGUGAAGAGUCAUGGCUUCUGGCUGCUGUUUGAUGAUGACAUCGUGGAGAAAAUCGAUGCCCAGGCCAUCGAAGAGUUCUAUGGGUUGACGUCAGACAUCUCCAAGAACUCAGAGUCUGGAUACAUCCUCUUCUAUCAGUCCAGGGAGUAACUGGAAUAAACACCCAGCCAGAGAGAGAGAAUGAUUGGAACUCUGAACAUGACCCCUCUCUGAGUCAUGUGCCAACGCCAUUCCCUGUCUCACUGCCUUCCCUGGGUCUGCCUGGACUUCAUUUCCCAUAACCCCAUGCUCUCCCUCCCUGCAUUCAGCAUGCUGGGAAGGCUGUGUAAACUGCCUUUUGUCCUUCAGCAUCUGGACAGCACUUUAGAACAACAACAACAAAAACAAACAGUCACAACAACAAGGAGCAGGAAACAUAAAGAAGCUACAACGGGCUGGUGUGUGAUGCCCGUUUGUCUCCGCAUGGGGUAGGUCUGGAGGUCUGAAGACCCACCAUGGGUCACUCUUCCUGGGUCUGCCUGGCAUACAGAGCUGGCUGGACUGGUACAAGUACAGACUGCUAUGGAAAAGAAGGUUGUAAUAUUUGUAUAUCUGUAUAGUAUGUCUAUUUUCACGCAAUGUCAUAAGUUCAUAAAUACUUUUAGUAGGGUUAUCCCGUGACCUUAUAUUUACAAUGUCCAGCCCAUAGAUGUAUUCUACCUGGGGAUUGGCUAGAGCUGGGAUGGAAUGGAAGUUUUAGGGAGAGAUAUAAACUAGUUGAAAGAGGGUCUAUGCAUCUAGUGUCGCUGAACUGCAUGUUUCGGUGUUCACUGUUUGAGCUGGUGUAGAUUCAAGUUGAGUUGUGACCAAUCCAAACCUAUUCAUUGUAAUGCUGAGAUAUGGUAGUUCUACAGAAGACCAGGAUGCAUGUAGCUCUCUGUCUGCUGCUCCCGUCCCCUAACAUAGAGACUAGCCCAGGCCCUAAUGCUCCUCUCCCAAGUUAUAACCAUGUUGUGAUCCAGCCCCCAGUCUAGAACAUAGUCACUCACUGACACAAACUACAUCUCUACUAGUCUCUAGACUAGUUUGGUUUCUGUCUAAUCCCUGUUUUGUAAAACACUAUUUAUUGCUCUUAUUUAUUUCUAAUGUUAUAAUGUUGACUGCGCUGGUAGGUGGAGAAGAUUGUGCCUCAGGGCUUGACCCAUCCAGACUCAAUCUUGUCUUGUUUUGUAUGUAACAUCUCCCCCCUCACUGAGUCUGGUAGGUCAGUGUUUCCCAACUCCGGUCCUCGAGUACCACCCAAUGGUACACAUUUUUGUUGUAUCCCUGGACAAAUAUUCCUAAUUGAACUCAUUGAGGCCUUGAUGAUUAGUUGACAAGUUGAAUCAGGUAUUGUUAUGCACUUGAGUGAAGACCCAAAAGCGGUUUAACAAAAACAGAGUUCUUUAAUGAGAACACAGGAAAGACAUAGAUCCUCUUCAGACGUUGAUAAUGGCAAAAUAGACUACCCGCAGAGAGGGAGACAAAUGAAACAUAAAGUCCCUCUGAUGAAUAGCAAGAGAGUCCCCUUCUUAGCAGCAGAGGAGAAUAGCUGGGUAGCGGCGACGGGCUGCAGGUCGCUCUGGGUAGGCGCGGGUCAUAGAGGAAUAGUGGUACCUGAUCACACGUAGCAUCAGAUGAACUGGACACAGUGCAAACGAAAGACAGUUAGUAGUGUACAGGAUGCACCUGCCAGGCAGACUCCGACAGGAUAGGACAAGGAGGAAGCAAACGAGACGAUAGCUUGCUUCUGGCUUGAGAAACACAAACGAGAAUCUGACACCGAAAGUAGCAGGAACAGAGAGAGAAAUAGAGACCUAAUCAGAGGGAAAAA